Messenger RNA from Eimeria necatrix, 369 nucleotides. RefSeq names its product 60S acidic ribosomal protein P1, putative. The transcript has 2 exons. Gene Ontology annotation, molecular function: protein kinase activator activity; structural constituent of ribosome; ribonucleoprotein complex binding. The record is from RefSeq and is a predicted model, not a curated record. NCBI's taxonomy places the organism in Eukaryota, Apicomplexa, Conoidasida, Eucoccidiorida, Eimeriidae. Gene Ontology annotation, cellular component: ribosome; cytosolic large ribosomal subunit. The coding region runs from base 1 to 369 and encodes 122 amino acids. Gene Ontology annotation, biological process: translational elongation; cytoplasmic translation.
AUGGCGGCAGUGCCCACAAGUUCCCUCACCGACGGCCAGCGCCAGGAGCUCCUCUGUACUUACGCUUCUUUGAUUCUUUCCGACGAAGGAAUGGAAAUUUCCGCAGAAAAUAUUCAAAAAUUAGUUUCUGCAGCAGGAGCUUCUGUGGAGUGUUACAUGCCGGGCCUUUUCGCGCGGGCGCUCAAGGGUCACAACAUCACGGACCUUCUCGCUGGAGCAGGCACAGUUGCUGCUGCUCCUGCUGCUGCUGCUGCUGCUCCUGCUGCUGCAGCAGAGCCUGCUGCUGCUGACAAGGGGGGAAAGGCUGCGAAACAGGAAGAGCCUGAGGAGGAGGAAGAUGCAGACAUGGGUUUCUCUCUCUUUGACUAA